AUGUAUCCUGUGAAUGGCGAAGGCAGCGGGUACGUUUGCAAGAAAUGCAAACGGGGCAACAGUAGCGACAAAAAUGAGAUCGUAUUCUGCGAUAGCUGCAAUACACCAUACCACCAGCUUUGCCACAACCCUCCGAUCGACCAGAUCGUAGUCGCCGUGCGGGAGGCGAGGUGGUUUUGCAACCAGUGCGAGGCGAAACAAAAAAUCAUCCCGCUCGAGACAGGCCAGACGGGCGAGAACCUAGAGCCCGAAGUGAGGAUGGCGUAUCUUGCAUCUUUGUCGAAAUCGCAGCUCAUCCAGCUCAUCCGCUAUGCGGAGACACAGUACCCCACACUACCUAUUUAUUCACCUCGCACCCAAGAACUUUAUGAAGAAAUGAAACGCAAGAUGGACGAGAAAGCUGCUGUGCUUCCGGAGAGGAGGAACUUUGAAGAUACGCUUGUUGCAGUUAUUGCUGAGAACGGCGCAGGCGGGAUCGAGCUGCCUAUGAUCUGGCGAAAACUCGAAGAGCGAUCAUCGCACGGGAAGAUUCCUUCGUCCAUGAAGCAUUCUGCAUCAAGAGCCCUGCAGAGACUUUUGCGGAAAGGACGAGUCACGAAAAAGGCCGACCUUUAUUUCAUGAACUCAGAAUAUCAACCGUCGUCAGACAUCGCUCUCACACAACUACUAAAGGCGACAGACAAGGUGAUGUUUUCGUACAUGCCACUGCGUAUGGUGAUCGAUAAGGAUGAGCUGGCCAUUGAGGAAAACGACGCAUUCAGCCACAAAAUCUAUGUAUAA
Molecule: messenger RNA, 780 nt
Organism: Wickerhamiella sorbophila
Lineage: Eukaryota; Fungi; Ascomycota; Dipodascomycetes; Dipodascales; Trichomonascaceae
Product: SWM histone demethylase complex subunit phf1
Exons: 1
Coding region: 1-780 (259 amino acids)
Biological process (GO): chromatin organization; regulation of DNA-templated transcription
Cellular component (GO): nucleus
Molecular function (GO): chromatin binding; DNA binding
Source: RefSeq, a predicted model, not a curated record